Messenger RNA from Paramacrobiotus metropolitanus, 1434 nucleotides. RefSeq lists its product as uncharacterized. The record is from RefSeq and is a predicted model, not a curated record. The transcript is spliced from 4 exons. Gene Ontology annotation, molecular function: protein binding. Lineage: Eukaryota; Metazoa; Tardigrada; Eutardigrada; Parachela; Macrobiotidae. Bases 1 to 1227 code for a protein of 408 amino acids.
AUGCGUAAUGGGCGGGGACGCUACAUGCUGGGACACAGUAGCCGCAUCCAGAUCUUGGAGCGCGCUUGCAAACUGCACCAUGCUAUUGUACGGAGACGACACGUCCGCGUGGACGUCCUGGUCGACGGCGGCCAACUGCAGCACGGGCGCGUCAUCAACGUGGUGGAGGGCGGCCUGCUGAUCGAUUUCCAGUGUCCCGCGCAGCGCUCGCACUUCAUCGCAUACGGCCGCAUCUUCCACCGCAGCCACGCCGUAUACGAGCUGUCCUGGCGAGAGAACGUGCACGUCCUGGUGCUACUGCGUCGUCAUCCCGACGGUGCCUGGAUCUGGUAUCCCGGUCGGAUCCUGCCCCUGGCGGUGCAUCAUUAUGGGAACGCGGAAUGGGUGCAGGUGCAGCUGCCUCACGGCAGCGUCAAGGAGCUGGUCCGCAGCGUCCAGAAAGCUGCCUACGACGGGGCGCGGAAGGACAUGGAGAGUGGUUACGUGUCUCUGACAGCACAACGAAUACCUGUCGUACCCGGCGGAUGCCGAGAGGAAAAGCGGAAGCGUCCUGCUCACGGAGGAUUACCUUUGCCAUUGCCCGUUGAGCUGCUGGUGGAAAUCUUCCAGUCGCUGGACUCCGUCGGGCGCGUCCGCUGUCGGCGCGUCUGUUCACUGUGGAACACUCUCCUCACCACCGAAGCCUACUUCCCCGAUGUCCAUGUUUCCGCGCAGUGCUAUGAGAAGCACACAGACGACAUAUACUGGUUGCUGGCGUGCCUGCUGAAAUUCCCCGGCCCCGCCACCAAGAUGAUCAUCCUAGUGGAUGUGGGUUGGUACCACCUCCUGGGAGACUUGCAGACACUCAUUCAUGAUGCAGGGAAGUCCUCCUGCACGCCGACGCUUGUGAUCCACCAGUGCGAUAUCGCGGGUAAUGGUGACUACAUGGAAAAGGUCGUCAUGCGCAUGACGGACAUGGUCAUGGAGUUUGCCGUGUACGGGAGAAUCCGCUGGAAGGAGUGCCGCGUCUAUGGGCGCCUCGUACAGGCCGUCGUGUCGGAACACUUCUCGCCUGGUGAACUGGAUAGAGAGGUGAUGGAGACGAAGAUGUGGGAUCUGUUCGAACGCGAUCUGGUCUUGCAGGAACCGCUGGAGGCGGCUGGCGCUGUCCGAAUCAUUUGCCGACUACAUUGCUCACAAGCGAACGGCGGACUCGGACCAGCGGAUUAUCGAGGCGCUCGACUAUAGCCAGCGUGCGGAUCCACGCAAGGCCGCGCAGUAUCGCGACCGGGAGUGGACGAUGGCCGAUCUCGGCGAAGUGGAUGUGAGCCAACUGAACACCGUCACGGCGGUAGUACUGCGCGCCAUCCUCCAUCCGGUCAGCUGAACAUCGGCAUUUUGUCAAGCGGAACGGAUACCUUCGUUCUAACUGACUCGUAGACGUUGACGCUCACU